AUUUCACAAGCUCAUUCUUUUGCUUUCAUUCUACAACUGAACUUGCAGUUAACGUCUUCUCAUACGUAAGAUCAUGUUUUACUUCAUAGUUUUCCAACUUCUGCUGGCUACAUUAAUUUACGGGUCCAAUUUGAAAGGAGCAGAGAGUGUUACAGAUACGAAGUUCCAACCACACAAAACUCACGAAACUAGAAACGAAAGAAUAAAAAGACGUGCAGAACAAUUUAAUGCAUUCGACGAUCUUCGUGGAUUAAUCCAAAUGGAAAUGGAGUCAUUCGGUCACGAGUCAUAUUUCGAUAGUAUGGAAAAUAAUUAUUCCGGACAUAGGAAGAAAUCUGAUUACAAGCCAAAAUAUGACCCUGGAUGGAAAUUCAUUGGUUUAGGUAAAAGACCGCAGCGACAAGAUACUCUUCUAUCUUACGAUCGUGAACCUUCUAAAGGAAGAAUUGAUCCUUUGCUGGGAAUCUCAACGCUCAUUAAUUUGGAAUUUUUCAACGCUUUGCGGAAUGGAAUAGAAGAUGCUGCCAGAGAAACUGUUAAAAAGGAAGAUUCAAUGAAUGGCAUAGAUGGGAUUUCUGGAGAGGAUUCUGGUAAUGAUAGGUUCAAUAAUAAGCUCAGUUGGUUUGGAGGAAGGCAAAAAUCCAUGUAUGAUCCUGGAUGGAUGCUUACUGGACUUGGUAAACGAUAACUUAAUGUUAUUCACUAUUUUUUCCAUCAUUUCUGUAAUAUGCUGUAAGAUUUUUAUUGCUUCAUUGUGUCAUUCAUAAAAGUAAAAACAGAAUAAUGUAUUACAAAAUAAAAAGGAAAUGUUCAGUCUGUUUUAUUCCAUA
This is a messenger RNA of Stegodyphus dumicola, 830 nucleotides long. RefSeq lists its product as uncharacterized. The record is from RefSeq and is a predicted model, not a curated record. Lineage: Eukaryota; Metazoa; Arthropoda; Arachnida; Araneae; Eresidae.